UUGCCUGAGGGAGGACGGCAAGCUUGGUUGACAGUGCUCGGCGGGUGCGCCCCAAACCUCGCACUAGAUCCCGCACAGGGGCGAUUCAGUCGUUACGGAGUGUAUCACGACUACUACACCACGGUCUCACGUCGAUAUCAAGGCCACGCUUACACUUGGGACGCCACCAGCUCCAUUCAGAUUUUCUUGCUAUAUGCAUCAGGCAUUAUCAGCGUAAAGCUGUAUGAUCAAGGCUACUUCAGACAUCUUCUCGUAGCCGGAAACAUUGUAUGGUUAUUCUCCUCUUUCAUGUUCUCACUCACCAGAACGCGCAACUACUACGAAAACUUCCUCGCCCAAGGCGUUGGAAUGGGCAUCGGGAUGGGGAUGCGCUUUUUACCCUCCCUUUCUGUUCCGUCGCAUUAUUUUCGUAGAAGGCGAGGGUUGACAAUGGGAAUCAUCAUGUCUGGUGACUCUGUUGGCGCCGUCGUAUAUCCCAUCAUGCUCAAUCACCUAUUCGCUACAGUCGGCUUCGCAUGGGCCGUGCGUAUAGUGUCUUUUCUCGGCAUGGGUCUUCUCGUAUCGGCUGGUUUGCUGAUGCGUACUCGACUGCCGCCAACUCGUCCAGACGGGUCUGCGUACUCCCAACUGAAGAAGAUAAUUGGAGACCUUACGUUCUCUUUAUCUCGAAUGACAUUGGUAACCAACCUCAGUGUUCUCUUUCAAGUUUUCUGCAUCCAGUUAUUUGCAACUCUACAUAACGAGUCCGGGAUAAUUGUAACAUACAUUGUGAGUCGUCUUGCUUUGUUACCAGUAUUCGCGCUGUCGGCUUGCCCUACCGAAGAUCGCGAUAUUCACUCGACUGCAGUGUUGAUCCCCAUAACAUUUGUGUCUGGGUACCUUGUCUUUGUCAUGCUGGCUGCUACGGACACUGGCAUCCUCGUGGUUUUUGCGGUACUUCAUGGCUUCUUCAGUAGCGCAGAUAUUCUUACUAUCGCAGUGUACGUGCCGAGUGUUGCUGAUUCACUUCCGAUAGUUGGUUCACUAUCAGCGCCAGCGUAUGCAUCUUUUAGCUUUGGCCUACGGACAGGAAACCCAACAGCCGGCGCGCUGCUUAACCCCCCACACUACGAAUGGAUCAAACUUCUCCUCUUCAGCGCGGUGAGCUUUUGCUUCUCUCUUUCGAAGCAUCAUAGUUCUGACGCGGAAGUUGAAGAUUACCAUAACCGGAGGUGGAAUUCUCAUGCUCACUGCGCUAUUGUUGCACCUGAAAUGCCGUACCCAGAUGCUGAUACUAUCGAUGCCCCCCCUGUGAAACAAUGUACCCCCUGUGAAACACCUCCGUCUUGUGUUUUUUCCCUUUACCUUUUAUCUAGCCAAUAA
Messenger RNA from Coniophora puteana RWD-64-598 SS2, 1362 nucleotides. RefSeq lists its product as uncharacterized. The transcript is spliced from 9 exons. Gene Ontology annotation, biological process: transmembrane transport. Gene Ontology annotation, molecular function: transmembrane transporter activity. The annotation marks the transcript as partial. Gene Ontology annotation, cellular component: fungal-type vacuole membrane. Lineage: Eukaryota; Fungi; Basidiomycota; Agaricomycetes; Boletales; Coniophoraceae. The record is from RefSeq and is a predicted model, not a curated record.